UAUCUGUGCAGAAAUCUACACAGUGAUUUUUAACGUACUGCAUGUACACGUUAGUGGCAAUGUCUAAUUAUCGGCCGACUUUCUACAUUAUGUCUGCAUUAACAGAUCGUUAUUUUCUGACUAAUCCAUUCAUUAUAGUUCCCGUUCGUUUCGCAAUUUAAGAAACGAAGAAAAUAUAGAAAAUAUAUACGAGUCUAUUUCUAGAAAAAGAUUUCUAGGGAAAAAAUGUUUGAAAAACGAUCGAUAAAGAACGAACUAAUUCGAGCAUUCGAAGCUAAUUUUCGUCAAGAAAGUUUUUCGAUCAUCGUCCAUCGUAGAUAAUGAACGAGGCCGUUAUUACGUCACCGAUUCUCGCUCUGAUUCAUCUUCGCAAACGAAGCGUCAUCGUGAAGGUAACGCGAGAAAGUAACCAAGAGGGCUCCAUCCGCUUAAGAAUCGGAAACAGGGCAAGAGAAAGAAUCUUUGCAAAACCUUUCAUCUCUUCGUUCAAUCCGACGUACUACGUGACGGGAAUCGUCUUUGAUAUGGAUUAAUCGUGAUAAAAAUCAAAAACUGUGACCGAUGUGCUCGUCCCAUAUGCUCUUCGUUCACCAAUCGCGAUCGAUAAGACGGCUGAAAAACAAUUUCUCUCUUUUUCCCCUCGUUUCCCUCGCUCGAUCGAAAAACCUAUUCGAAAAGCAUGAUUCCUCUUCAACCGUUUCGAUCGCUAAAAAGCGAACAAUUUUUCGAUUUUUCUUUACUUUUUUCAAAAUUUAAAUUCUUCCUCAAUUUCGAGCUAUCGAAAGCUAUUCGAAAUUUCUAUCCGAUCUCUCGAGUUAUAUUAUUUUCGACCAUCGAUGUCCAACGAAGAUGCGAAAUUUUCCGCGCGCGAGCGGAGGCGCACAACGAUUCAUCGAUCUUCUUCGUCACGUAUCUAGGAUCGUAUCGGGAAAAAAAACGUAUUGUUUAUCAAGAGAACGAAGGAAAUAUAGAUUGCUUCGCGGUAUAUCGUUGAUAACGAACGAUAAGAAAUCGACGAAGUCACGUUCUCUACUCUCUCGAAAACCGAUCGAUCAAAGAGCAACCACGUCCACGAUCGAGUACGAAAACGAGCGUCCAACAGGAGUUUUCGCGCUUCUAAAGACAGAUCUUCGAGCAAGGGUACAGAAAUGCGUGGAGAAUAAGAACGAGGAAGAAAGAGAUGGACGAGCAUCAGCUAAAAAAUACGGAUGCACGCGGAUCGACACGGAUCGCGUGGAUGUCUCGCGUGGCCACCGAUGGGGAUGUCUUCGUCGAGCCAUCGGCGAGAGGUUGAAAGAGGAGAUUGGGGACGAGCAGAGUUGAGAAAUAUUGGAAAAAGAAGGACAGUUUCGCAACGACGAGACGAAAGAUAAAGAGAGAAAAUUGAUAUUUCAUUUUUCUUUUUUUCUUUUUUGGAUAAUAAAUAUGAAUGGUGGACUUGGAUUUCUUUUCUUUCGCCUCAUUCGACGUUCGUUUUUUUAUUUCCCUUGCGAUCGAUUCCGAAACGAAAAAAAGUGCGUUUACCUGGAUUCUCUGCGGAGUUUCAUCUUAUCGGGGCAUCUUAUCGAACGAUGCACACGCAUCGUCUCGCACCUCUAAUCUCGUAAUAUCGAUUAAAAAGGAGAAUCGAGAAAUAAUAAAAAAAAAAAAAAUAUAUGCGAGAGAUUGAAAAAAAAUUAUAGAAAAAAAAAAAAAGAAAUAUUACGUAGGAAGAAAGGCGGAACGACAC
This is a messenger RNA of Apis laboriosa (Himalayan honeybee), 1729 nucleotides long. RefSeq lists its product as uncharacterized. The transcript has 2 exons. NCBI's taxonomy places the organism in Eukaryota, Metazoa, Arthropoda, Insecta, Hymenoptera, Apidae. The record is from RefSeq and is a predicted model, not a curated record. Bases 850 to 1323 code for a protein of 157 amino acids.